AAAAUGCAAAAUAAAAACAUUUGCCCUCCAAAGUUGUUUCUUUUGCACUUCUGUAAGGCUCAAGCUGCUGAGCUUGAAAUCCGCUCAAGAUUGUGGUUACUUAUGAACGGAGAGGAGUUAACCGAGCAGGAGACUGCAUUGUACGACCGCCAAAUUAGGGUUUGGGGUGCUGACGCUCAACGAAGAUUGAGCAAAUCUCACAUAUUAGUCUAUGGGAUGAAAGGGACUGCUGCCGAGUUUUGCAAGAACAUUGUAUUAGCGGGGGUUGGUAGUUUGACGUUGGUGGAUGACGGGGCUGUGACUGAAGAUGCAUUAUCUUCUAACUUUUUGAUACUGCCUGAUGAGAAUGUAUGUGCUGAGAAAACAGUUGCUGAGCUUUGCUGCAAUUCUCUAAAAGUAUUUAACCCAAUGGUUCGUGUUUCAGUUGAAAAAGGUGAUCUGUCAAGCUUUGGUGGAGACUUCUUCGACAGGUUUGAUGUUGUCAUUGUCAGUUGUUGCACCCUCAUGACCAAAAAAUCGAUCAAUGAGAAGUGCCGGAAGCUAUCAAAGCGUGUAGCUUUUUAUACAGUUGACUGCAGAAAUUCUUGUGGUGAGAUAUUUGUUGAUUUGCAGAAGCAUAUAUAUACAAAGAAAAAACUUGAUGAAAACAAUCAACCCACAACCGUUGAAUGUGAAUUGCAAUACCCAAGUUUUCAGGAAUCAAUUUCAGUACCUUGGAGAACACUUCCCAGGAGAGUGUCAAAGCUUUACUUUGCUAUGAGAGUGAUAGAAAGGUUUGAAGAGGCUGAGGGACGAAAUCCAGGAGAAAUAUCUAUCGAGGAUCUUCCUGCUGUUCUCAAGCUGAAAAAGGAAAUUUGUGAGGCACAGUCAAUGAAUGAAUCUCAUAUUCCUAAUGCCCUCAUGGAAAGAUUGGUGAUGGGUAGAAGAGAAUUCCCUCCAGUUUGUGCCAUCAUUGGAGGAAUCCUUGGACAGGAGGUCAUCAAAGCAAUAUCAGGCAAAGGUGAUCCCCUCCAGAAUUUUUUCUUCUUUGAUGCUAUGGAUGGGAAAGGGGUAAUAGAGAACAUAUCCUAUCCUAGCCUGUGCAAUUGAGCAUCUUGUUUGUAAAUUUGAUUGUUUGGGAACAGAUGAUGCAACAAUGAGCAUCCAUUACUGAUAUUAGGAGAUAUUAAUCCAAUGUUUGGGAUAUCAUUGAUAGAAGUUGAAGUAUUGUAAAAGUGUAGUUCAUUGACAGAUUUUCCAGCAGGUUUUGGACAUUAGAUCGUUGCUGAUGAACCUUUAACUUACGGCUCUCAAAUGGUUGGAGCCUUUUAUUUUUGUUAAACAUUUUCAUUACUCCUCAAGUAAUGAUUGCAUGCAAAGCAACAUAUCUUGCAUUUGAGUGGUCGUCUUUUAAUAACAGAGCUGAGAAGUGUCUAUUGAUGAUGA
Hevea brasiliensis (rubber tree) is the source of this 1425-nucleotide messenger RNA. Its product is annotated as SUMO-activating enzyme subunit 1B-1. Gene Ontology annotation, molecular function: SUMO activating enzyme activity. Bases 4 to 1089 code for a protein of 361 amino acids. Gene Ontology annotation, biological process: protein sumoylation. NCBI's taxonomy places the organism in Eukaryota, Viridiplantae, Streptophyta, Magnoliopsida, Malpighiales, Euphorbiaceae. The record is from RefSeq and is a predicted model, not a curated record. Gene Ontology annotation, cellular component: SUMO activating enzyme complex; cytoplasm. The transcript is spliced from 11 exons.